AGGCAUGGAGGUACAACGUUCCAUGUGUAUCUACAUAAUAUAAAAUGCUGUUUGUUGAACAUACAAGUGUUAAAUGUCAUGUCUCACGUGCGUGCAUUGCAAAGAAGUAUUGGAUGUAUAAACUAAAACUACCCGUAUUAUUAUACUAUUCUUUGAAACUAGUUUUUAAAUCUGUGUUGUGGUUGUGGAAGUGUGUUGUUUACAUCCUUGAUUCUUCAUUCUAUUAUUUUUAUUCUGCAUUGCCCAAACAUUAGCUUGUAAAGUACUGAAUAAGUAAUUUCAUUUCUUAGAACAAAACGUUAUACAGUGAUAUAUUAUCAUAUAUUUUAUAACGGACUUUUUCCGACCGAAUUUUGUUGAGAAGCAGGUGUGCAUUUACUUUCAACUUUGUUAUUAAUUUGUUAGUAAAUAAUAUGCACUUCUAUACAAAUACAAGUGAUAGUGAUUAUUUGAAUUUUGUUACUUUACAGUUUUCAGAAUACUGAGACGAGUACCGUUGUAACCUGUUACCACGCUCAUUCAACAUAUAUUUAAGUCUGAUAUAAAGUUAAAAUAUUUCAAGAUGAACAAUUUUAGCAGUAAGACACAGAAUAUCAUAAGCAAUGAUUCCAAUUUUGUUGCCACAGUUGGAAGUUCUUGGAUUGUCUGUAGAUCCAAGUCUCAGCCAGGCCGUAUUUAUUAUUUUAACACUGUUACUGGUGAGGCUGCAUGGAAUUUAAGUGAUGCGGAGGCUGAGCGGGCUAAGAAAACUACAUUAGAAACUAGUCAUAAGUUGAAACUUACUGAAUUUCCAGAACCUGAAGAAUCACCUCAAGAUUAUUUAUGCAAUAAUAAUCAAUCAGCCAAACAGGCUUUAUUGCAAAAUAUAGCUCCUGCGAAAAUUUAUAAUAAACAAAUAAUAAAUAACAAGUUCACAAGACAACCUCACCCAAGUACAAGCUAUAAUCACUUUGCACCAUUUAAUACAUUAAAUCCUGUGGGGUAUGCUUAUACUCCAGUUGUGAAUGUCCCAGCUAAUUCAAUUAUUCUAGCACCACCAAUCAAUACCAUCCAAACUUCGAUUGAAACUAAUUUUACUCCAAUGCAAAAGAAACAAACAUUCGAUACACCUGUCCCAUUAUCAAAGUGUUUUACAAAUUUCCAAAAUAAAAAUUUCUCAAGGCCAUCAUUCAAUCCUAGAAUAUUUAACAAGAGAAAUAUAUUUCAAAACAAAAAUGCUCCAAGUGCAAUAAACAGUUCAGUUGAUCUCCGUCAAAAACUAAUGACCAUGAGGAAGAGAAACCAAAGCUUCAAUAAUACAAUAUCUAAAGCACCAAAUUAUCCAUUGUUUUGUAAUAAAGAGGUAAUAGAAGACAAUGAAGUAGGUUCCGUUAAUUCAGAUGCUUUUACUGAAGAACUGAUAAACGAAAUUGAUGUUCAAGCAUUAAAAAGUUAUUUUGGUGUCAGCUCGGAGGCAGAGUAUUGGUUUGUUGUUGCUGAUGAAGAUGUGUUGCUCAAUCAUACAAACUUUCUUAUAAAAAUUAUACAGUUAGAUGAAAAGUUUCGCCUAGUGAUUCCGCAAGUAGUAAUUAUUAAAAUACAAGGAUUGACUACUUCUGUUCAUAACAAGGCCUCACUGGAAGCUGCGUCCUUUAUAUCUGAGGCAUUAGAAUCUAAUUUUGCCAUAGUUGAUGAAGAAAAUUAUGAUACAGAAGAUUAUUAUGAGAGUAUUUUUAGCUGUUGUUUGAAAUUGAUUAAUCAAAACUGUGAAGUGGUAUUAAUUUCCGAAAAGGAAAUAUCUCCCAAUGAUUAUGGAUUCUCAAUGCAUACCCUGAAAGAUAUAAAAGCUUUCCUUGUGGAUAGAAAAGUGAAUGAAGAUCCAAAAAUAACAAUAACAAUACCAAAUGAUAGUCGAGAUGAAGUAUUUUUAAAUAGCACUGAAAGAAAUAAAUCUACUGCGGUAAUAACUGAAGAAAUAAAUUUUGCGGAUGCUAAAACAAAUAAAUAUACCGUAGAUAAGGGUGUGCAAACUGACAAUAAAUCACAUAUUGCAGAUAUUGCUAUUCAAACUGAUUUUGAUAUUCCUAAGAUCAUACCAAAUUUAUACAAUGAUGAAAAAAAUGCCAAAGGGCUAUCAAAUAAGUCUGAGAAAAAACCUAGAUUUAUAAGGAGAAACAUAGGCUUUAAUGUAACAAACAAUUUGUCCAAUAAACAUACUGAUACUGAAGACAAAAAAGUUUUUAUUGAGAAAGGUACCAGCACUAAAGAACAUGACAAUAUUGAUAUAUUUAAAAUAUCAAGUAAGGCAAUGGAGGACUAUCUUAAGGUGAAGUCAGAUGAAUGGGUUUCACGGUUUGUGCAAAUAAUGGAAGAAGCAUUGACACAAGUUUUGCAACAAGAUCCAUCUUUUGUUCUUGAUAUGCCACCUCCAUGGACGAUAUAUGAAGCUUCAGAAUGUAUUAAACGAAAAUUCUCUAAUGAUUGCGAUGUAUUUGAUGCUUCAUCAAAACUUUCAAACAUUUUGUUUGAAAUGGGUGGUUUGAGAGGAAAAAUUAAUAAUAACAUAGCACCUGAAAUGUAUAUGAAAAUGUACAGUUAUGGAUAUUAUUUGAUUGAUGCUUUACAGAGUUUUAUACGUAACAACGAAGAUCUGCAAAUUGCAGGAACGUCUUUAAUAAAACUGUUAAGCGAUAUACAAAAUCCGCACUUGGAUCCCAGCAACAGCGAUUCAUUUACAGAUCUUGAAAGUUCUCGCAAUAAUGACUCUAUUAUAUAUAGUAACCAAGCCGUUCGUAAUGAACAAGCUAGAGCUAAUCCUCCGAAAACUGCCCUAGUGUCGAAUUAUGAUGUACCAUCAAAAUCACCCGUUCUUAAAGUUAUUGAUACAAAAAUUUUAAGAAAAGAAUCCAGUUUAACUAAUUUGCUAGCCCACCAAAUAACAAAAAACGUUUCACCAGAAAAACAGAGAAUAGUACAAAAAUCGCCAAAAACGAAUAAAGAAGAUAAGCAAAGUCCUACUGAAGCAUUACAAAAAGUAAAAUACAACUUAAGGAACAAAAAAUCGAAAGCGGAGACGAAUGAUGUUGCGACUGACCAACUUAAUGCAAAUCCAAAAGAUUCAUUUAUGACAAAAUUAAGUUUAGCAAAUAGUAAUCAAGUUAAUAACGAUACAAUUGAUCCGAUAGAUGCGAUAACUCCCAUAAACGGACAUAGUUUUGAUGACAAUCAAAUAGAGGGACCAAAAAUCAUGAGGAAUUUCACGGUGUGUCCCGAAUUCGAGAAAAGAUUGCAAAGUAAUUCAAAUGCAUUUUCAGAAGAAAUGUCCGAUGAUCAAAAAUUAGAUUAUGAACAAUACGAAGAGUCGGUUAUUUCCGAACCUGAUGAUGCUAAUGAAUAUGACAAAAAUGAUUCUCAAUCAUUUUGUCGAGAUGAGGAAUGUCGAUAUAAACUAUCUGAAAGCUUUAGAAAUUUUUUGGAUGAAGUCGGAACCAAAGUGAAAGAAAGUUUUUUGAAAGUUUAUUCAUUCUGUGAAAAUUCAAAAAAUAAACUUGUGUCAUCUGUGGAGUCUUAUCAAAAAGUUGAAAUCCGAGCCAAAGCCGAGAAGAUGUUUUCGUUUGUGGAGAAUAUGUGUUCGUCACUUAAAAGGAUUUUAGACAGAGAAACAAAUGACACCGAGGGUGGCAACCGUGAAAUAUUAAUAAAAUUGGGAUUUGAGAGCAAAGACAUUGAUGAUAAAGAAUUAGAGUAUUAUAGGAGUUUCAUCGAAAAAUGUGUGAUACAAGGAAGUAUUCUACAGCAAUCGUUGAAGCUUUUAAUCGAAGCAACACAGGAGAACGUGUGAUUAAGAAAAUUUAUAUUUCAGUACAUAAUUAUUUUUGAUAUGAAAA
This is a messenger RNA of Zerene cesonia (dogface butterfly), 3866 nucleotides long. RefSeq lists its product as uncharacterized. The transcript has 15 exons. The record is from RefSeq and is a predicted model, not a curated record. Lineage: Eukaryota; Metazoa; Arthropoda; Insecta; Lepidoptera; Pieridae. Bases 563 to 3820 code for a protein of 1085 amino acids.